Messenger RNA from Lonchura striata (white-rumped munia), 1590 nucleotides. The record is from RefSeq and is a predicted model, not a curated record. NCBI's taxonomy places the organism in Eukaryota, Metazoa, Chordata, Aves, Passeriformes, Estrildidae.
AUGUCUCGUCAGUCUGUCUGCAGGAGCUUUGGAGUCGGUGGGAGAAAGGGAUUCAGCUCCUGCUCUGCUGUUGGUGGUGGAUUUGGAGGCGGCAGCCGGAGCAAGAUCAGCUACAGCUCGUACUCCUCAUCCCGGGGAGGAGGUGGAGGAGGACACUGUGGGGGGUUCAGUAGCCGGAGCCUCCACAGCAUGGGGGGCAGCAGAAGGAUUGCCAUGGGCGGAUGUUAUGGUGGUGGUGGAUACGGUGGCAGGAUGGGUGGCUUUGGUGGAGGAAUGAGCUGUGGAGGGAUGGGUGGUGGUGGAAUGGGUGUUGGAGGAAUGGGAAUGGGUGGCUUUGGUGGUGGAAUAGGUGGUGGAAUAGGUGGUGGGGCAGGAAUGGGUGGCUUUGGUGGUGGAAUGAGCAGUGGGGGAAUGGGUGGAAUGGGUGGCUUUGGUGGUCCAGGCGGAUUCGGAGGCAGCGGCAUGGGAGGCGGAUUCGGAGGCAGCGGCAUGGGAGGAGGAUUCGGAGGCGGCAGCUGUGGAAUGGGAGGAGGAUUCGGAGGUGGCCCCGGGUUCCCUGGAGGCAUCCAACCAGUGCAGGUGGACCCAACCCUCCUGCGGCCAGUCCACGUUGACAUUGACCCUCAGAUCCAGCAAGUGAAGUGCCAGGAGAAGGAGCAGAUCAAGACUCUGAACAACCAGUUUGCCUCCUUCAUUGACAAGGUCCGAUUCCUGGAGCAGCAGAACAAGGUGCUCUCCACCAAGUGGGAGCUGCUCCAGCAGCAAGGACCAACAGGGCCGAGGAAGAACCUGGAUGUGAUCUUUGAGAAUUACAUCCAGAACCUGCGGAGGAGACUGGAGUCUCUGGUGGGGCAGCGAGGCCAGCUGGAAUCGGAGCUGCAGAACAUGAGGCAGUAUGUGGAGGAGUUCAAAACCAAGUAUGAGGAGGAGAUCAACCGUCGCACGGCUGCUGAGAACGAGUUUGUGGUGCUGAAGAAGGAUGUGGACUGUGCCUACAUGACCAAAGUCGAGCUGGAAGCCAGGGUGGGAGCUCUGACAGACGAAAUCAACUUCCUGAGGUGCAUCUACGAGGAGGAGCUGUCUCAGAUGCAGACGAUCAGCCGGGACCUGUCCGUGGUGGUGUCCAUGGACAACAACCGGCACCUGGACCUGGACAGCAUCAUUGAGGAGGUUCGGCGCCAGUACGAGCAGAUCGCUCAGAACAGCCGGGCUGAGGCUGAGGCCUGGUACCAGAGCCGGUAUGAAGAGCUCCAGAGCACGGCUGGCCGGCAUGGGGACAGCCUCCGCAACACCAAGAUUGAGAUCCAGGAGUUGUCCAGGAAUGUCCAGAGGCUGCGGGCUGAGAUUGAGAAUGUGAAGAAGCAGAACCAGCAGCUGCAGGCAGCCAUUGCUGAGGCCGAGGAGAGGGGGGAGAUGGCCGUCAAGGAUGCCAGGAGGAAGCUGGAAGAGCUGGAAUGUGCCCUGAGCAAGGACAAGGAGGAACUGGCUCGCUUGCUGAAGGAGUACCAGGAGCUGCUGAACAUCAAGAUUGCACUGGAUGUUGAGAUUGCCAUGUACAGGAAGCUGCUGGAGGGGGAGGAGAACAGGUGA